AUGGUCUCCAUUGUUGGAUUCGGGGGAUUAGGCAAGACUACACUUGCCCAAGCAGUAUUUGACAUACUUGAAAAGCAAUUUGAGUGUACUGCUUUUGUUCCAGUGGGCCGAGAAUCUGACAUCAAGAAAGUCUUGAAGAACAUCCUAAUUGGACUUGACAAGCACAAGUACAUGGGAUUUGACUCAGAAGCACUGAGUGAUUGGCAGCUCAUUAAUGAGCUCAGGGAAUAUAUUGACAAGAGGAGAUUACCUCAGUGGCCUUUUAAGUGCAUCCAAUUAGUUAUUGCCUGUGCAUGGGUGGGUUUACAUGGUUCCGAUGGAUUUUUCAACCCACCCGUGAAAGGAGUUGCUAGAUGGGUCAUGGGUGUGGAUCAGGAACAAGAACAAGCUACUUCUCAGAUCAAUCAUGAACCGAUUCCCAUGAAGAGCAUCGAAGGAGCUCCACCUUGCUGGUAUUUGAUUGUUAUUGAUGAUAUAUGGGAGACAUCAACAUGGAAGCUGAUUAAAUGUGCUUUGGUGGAUAGUAAUCUUGGAAGUAGAGUAAUCACAACUCGCAUUUCUGAUGUUGCCAAUGAAGUCGGUGAUGUUUAUGUCAUGGAUACACUUUCCGAUGACAACUCGAAAAGGUUAUUCUACACAAGAAUAUUUGAUGACCCACUUUCUCAAGGUGAUGAAUGCAAGGGUCAAGUAGACACUCAAUUGGGUGAAGCAAUGAAAAAGAUCCUAAAGAAAUGUGGUGGCGUACCAUUGUCUAUAAUUACAAUAGCUAGUUUGUUGGUUGACAAACCCAUUGAGGAUUGGUCCAUGGUGUACGACUCUAUUGGUUUUGGGCCUAAAGAUCAAACUGGAGCCGUUCAGAACACAAGGACUAUAUUGUCAUUUAGCUACUAUGAUCUACCUUUGUACCUAAAGACUUGUCUGCUGCGCCUAAGCAUAUUUCCAGAAGAUCACUGGAUUGAGAAGAAUUCUUUGAUAUGGAUGUGGGUAGCUGAAGGUUUUCUCAACGGGGAGCAAGGAAAGGAUGCAUUCGAGGUUGGCGAGAGAUACUUCACUGAACUGAUAAACAAAAGCAUGAUCCAGCCAAUGAAGGGUGAUGAGGACAAUGCUGUGGAUGGAUGCCGUGUCCAUGAUAUGGUGCUGGACCUCAUCCGCAGUUUGGCAACCGAACAAAAUUUUGUAAAACUUGUGCACUUCCAGACUCUAUGUGUGCUUGCACUGGAAGGCUGUGAUAUCACAGGAGGCUGGGCAGCUACGUCAGUUGAGAUUUGGGAACCUGACGUCCCUGCAAGAACUGGUGCUUGGAAAAGUGGUCAUGCCUCCAUGGUUCACUGCCGAGCUGGGAAAACUGACGAAGCUGAGGGUGCUCGUGAUUUCAUUUUUGGAGACUGGAGAGUACAUGGAAUCUCUGCUGGACUCUCUGCGUGGACUGCGCAGAAUCCAGAAUUUGACGUUCCGGUUCUGGCCAGAAGUCUUGGUGAGCUCCUGGGAUGGCUGGGUGGCACCACCGCAGCUCUCCCAGUUUGUGAUGGAAGCUGUGGAAGCGCGGAACUGGGAAGUCCUUGCAAAGAUGGCGGAGCUGGCGGAGCUCCCCGCUACCUCUGCAUACACAGCAUGGUGCAGUUGAGUUCAGCAGGGAGCAUCGAGAGCCUUGUUGAUGAUGGCCACAUCUGGAACAAGUACAGCCAGAAGGAGAUUCCUGGAGCCAAGUACCCACGGUUGUACUACCGGUGUAUGCACCACCAAUCCCAGGGAUGCAUGGCGACGAAGCAGAUGCAGCCCAGCGAUGGCGACCUGACACUCUUUGACGUCAUCUACCACAACACCCACACCUGCAUUCAGAGGACAGCGACAGCAAGGAUGGUAGGCCAGGUUUACGAAGCCACACACCUGACUUCAACUUCAAGCGAGCUCAGUGAUUAUGCGAACCAACCUAUCAGACAAGCGAAGAAAAGGAAGAUUAUGGAGAAGCAGACGCUUCAGGUGAGGGUGAGUACAACAGUCGACGGCUACAUCUGGAGAAAGUACGGCCAGAAGGAGAUCCAGGGAGCAAAGUACCCAAGGUUCUACUUUCAUUGCACCCAUCAGGGAUGCUCUGCGACUAAGAAGUUACAGCGCAGUGAUGAGGACCCGACGGUCUUCCUUGUCAACUAUCGGGGCACUCACACCUGCCUUCAGAGUGCCGCGGCCAUGCAUCAGUUGGAGCCCGACGUUGGGGCGAUCACCCCAACUACCAGUGAGCACUAG
Miscanthus lutarioriparius is the source of this 2244-nucleotide messenger RNA. Lineage: Eukaryota; Viridiplantae; Streptophyta; Magnoliopsida; Poales; Poaceae. The record is from the annotation of a GenBank genome assembly.